AUGCCCGGCUUCCUUCAACAAAAAGAUGCAGCCUUCAGACAGAGCAGAAUGACCUCUUUCGCGAAGGCCUGUGCUGAUCUAUCCAAUAACCUAAAACACCUGUGUUUGCCCAACAAAAUCACAGUUCCCCACCAGACUGUAAUGCAGCAUUCCAGCGCCAUGUCCGGUCCCCUGUCUGUGGUUUUCACAAGCUUCUCCGAGCACGACUUGAGUUCUGCAGCCGCCCUUGGGGCGGUAAAGGAACUGGAGUACGAGAACGAGGAUGAACUUGGUUCCCUCUACUGCGAGGCCGCCGAUAGCGCCUAUACCAAUCACACUUUUGCCUCAGAACCCCUCCUACCCAUGAAUAGAACCCGUGCAAGCCGCAGCAGAAAGACGCCCAAAACACGCAAUGACAUAUCUCCCUCCAAGGAAAAUCCCAGCAGCGCCAGUAAACAAUUGCACCAGCCAACGGCGGAGAAGGCCCUCAAAGCGUCCACAGUUGCAAAACCAGCUGCUGUUGUUGCUGCUGCGCCGAGUGAAAAGAUGCAACCACAUGAGAAGCCUUUUUUGAGCCCCCAGAAGUCUAGCCGAGCAGAACCUGGGAGAGAAAAUGGUAGGAAGACAAUCCACAUCUCCCUGCGCAUGUCAGAGCUACGCAGUCGAUACAUGAAUUCCUGUCGGCAGGGUACAGCUGCCGAA
This is a messenger RNA of Dibothriocephalus latus, 681 nucleotides long. Lineage: Eukaryota; Metazoa; Platyhelminthes; Cestoda; Diphyllobothriidea; Diphyllobothriidae. The record is from the annotation of a GenBank genome assembly.